Daldinia vernicosa is the source of this 3045-nucleotide messenger RNA. RefSeq lists its product as uncharacterized. NCBI's taxonomy places the organism in Eukaryota, Fungi, Ascomycota, Sordariomycetes, Xylariales, Hypoxylaceae. The coding region runs from base 1 to 3045 and encodes 1014 amino acids. The transcript has 2 exons. The record is from RefSeq and is a predicted model, not a curated record.
AUGGCAACAGGACCGCAAGCAUUCUAUUGCCUGUGGCAGAAGGAGGCUAUCCGUGAGAAGCUCUUCCAAUUAUUAUCAAAAGAAGAUAUCUGCAAUGUUCGACUCUCAUCGUCAGCAUGCUGCAACCUCGUUACCAAACGACUAUUUCUACGAACCCACUUGACCUUCACCUCUAGUACCUUCACUCGACAGAGCAGAAUCGAAGCACUGUCGAGGGUAGGCCAGCAUAUAGAACAUCUUACCUUUUACUUCCCACACUCAGAGGCUACUUUCUUGCCUCCACUGGUUCACCCUGAUACUGGUCGUGAGAUCAGCUUCCUCUAUAAGCCCCAUACCUCGAUGGCGUCUGUUCUGGAAAGACCCAAGUUCGCCAACUCUGGACUUGGUGAGAUUCUUACACAACAGUAUCCACCACUGUUCCACGCCGCAUCUAAUGUCCCGUCUUUCAUCAAUGCGAUGAAGCACUUGCCGAAUAUGAGGCACCUUACCAUCAAGACGCCUGGCCAGGAUCCCAAGGAGAGAUACCGGAGGGAUAUUGUGGACUACGCGCUUAUUAGCCUCCGUAUAUCAUUGGAGCGGGCGCCGAUGAGAAAGCUUACAAAACUUUCGCUAUCCUCCGUCCAUCCCUCUGCCUUUAUCUACUUGCGACACGUUAUAGGGUUUGGUUGUCUACCGUCAGCUGCUCGGCGGUGGAAGCAGAUUCAGAAGUUAAAUAUCUCUGUAGAGGCAUGGGAUUUCUAUGGACCGUCACCCGGACUCGAUCAUCUAAAGAUGAUUGACGAUUAUAUACGCGACUUUUCAACGAGUCUAGAAAAAUUGACAUUUAAUUGGCUGGGCCGAAAGGGUCCAUGCCCAUUGUCACUUGCGGCUGACCCCUUGUUUGCGCCGCCUCGGGGCUCACAGAAACUUUUCAAUGAAGUUACUUCGCCCAUGUCACCUUUACCCCCAGCGCCCUCUAGGAAGCCCAUUGUAUUCCGUAAAUUACGUUUUAUGGCUAUUCGGAAUGCCACUAUGAACUCGUCACAGGUAGCGGAAUUGAUUGCAGCGCAUCGACAUAGCGUACGCGAGUUCGACUUUGAAAACGUUGUUCUAAUUAAUGACGGCAGCUGGGAUGAUGCACUGGCACCUUUAUUGAACAAACCAUCCCGUAGUAGCCGUUGGACUCGACAGUCAAUGGCUACUAUUACUGAGAAUGCGGGCCCUCCCUCACCGGAGCUAUCAGACAAUUUUAUAGACGAUCUAUCCGGGGACUCGCCAGCUGUUUCGGCAGCGUCGCAAAAGCUUCUAGACGUUGAUCUGAAUGGCGGCGAGGACGAAGAGGAGGAUGAAUCAGCAGAGCAAAAUGAUGAAUUUGAUCUUCCUUCGGACCUAGAGGCUGCCAGGCAAGCUAGUCUUUCGUCUCCAAACAAGCUCAAGAAACGUAAAGUUACAAAGCGUCGUCGUAGAAGGAAGGAUAAGAACGAAUCUCGUGAUGACGAUAAACACGAGCUUCAUUCACGGCAUCAUCACCGACAACCUUCCAAAGAUUCCAUUGAUCAACCCAGUGAUGAACAUCGCCGUCAUCGCCGCCACCGACAUCAGAAACCCCAAGAAUCUUUUGAAAGGCAGCCAGAAAUUCUUGGUUUUGAUCAAAGUCGUCGGCCCUCGGAUGAGUUCCUUGACUAUCCUCACCAACCGCCACACUCAUCUAUCUCGCCACAAAGCUCUCAACAUCGCCUGUUUGGCGAGGUUGAGAGUAUAUACUCAACUUCAUCGCGCCGUCUCUUUGGUGAAGUAUCGCAGCUCACUAACUCGGGAUCCGAGCCGGAGCUCACGCACUCACCAAUUGAUGACUCGGACUCGGUCGUCGAUGAGUAUUUCCGCCCUAGUACACCUACUACUACGCCGAUGGACAUAUCGGCACCUAUUCUUAGCACGGCACCUAGCAUGCCUAUACUAUUAGAACCUCACGUUUACGACCCCACUGCGGAGCUAUGCUCCGAGAUCACGGCCGUGCAACGCGAUAUUGAAGCGGAAGAAGCGCAGAGGCGCGUAGCUGAGGAUGCCGAGCUCCAGACGAGCGCCUUGAAGAGGGCCAAGGAGCUUGUGCUUAGUCGGCUGGGUCGCGAGUUUUCUUCCGGCAAUAGCGGCUUCGGCAAGAGGGGUGUUGCCGGCCCUAAAAAGGAGAGUUUCGGCGCUGGAAGCUUCCUCAGCAGCUCGAGGUUUCGAGAGGGGUUGUUUGGGAAGAGCACCCCUAGUACCCUUGCCGUGAUCUGGCCGCGCGCGCGGCUCCAGAUAGCCAACGACGCGCCGCUGACGCGGUUCCUACACUCCGCGAGGGGGAAGCCAGCGUGGGCGUUCGUCGCGGGCGCCGGGCAGGAACCCCUCGCUCGGGAAAUGUGCUUCAGGCUGGCUGCGUGCGGGUUCAACAUUGUGCUGUACGGCACCGGGUCUGGGUACCCCGGCGGGAACGUCACGGCGCAGAAACUGCUGGCUUUGCGGGCGGGGCUUCUGCAGGCGUACCCGGGGAAUAAAUAUCGCGUUGUGGUUGUGGAUACGGACGUGCAGGGCGAUGCGGUGGAAGGGUUCGCGGCGAGGGUGGGGGAGUCGCUGGAGGGCGCGAAUUUGACUAUGCUCAUUGAUUAUAUUGGUGGUACUGAUGGCAUGGUCUUGCCGCAGUUAAAGGCUGUGUUGAUGUCGCUUCUGAAGCGGAAUGCGCCUGCACUUGUUAUCAACGUCACUUCUUCAAUGGCUGGUGGCGACAAUGGGACACAGUCGUGUUAUUCGCACAGGGGGUCUGAGUACCUCUCUCCAGACAGGGUUAACGUUGUCUCAUGUCAUAUAGACGACGUAGCCGUCGGCUAUAAGGAGAAAUCGGUAUUCCACCGUUCUACACCGCGGGCACUAGCCGAGACAGUGUUACUACAUGCGGCUUCUAGCGGUAGGGACGCUAUUGUAUACCCCCAUUGGCCACAAGCUAUCUUGCAUAUGACGCGGAAGACGUUGCUGGGGAUGGCUAUGGAUCAAUUCUUGUCUGUUACUCGAGGAGAUGUAGUAAAGAGAUAG